ACACUUACAGGAAAUGUAACAAAUGUGUAGGCCUACCGUGGCUGUUUAAAAUAGUGAAACAAAUGUAUUUGGAGGAAGAGAGUGAGCACCCAUAGAAACAUAUGAGACUAAACAUGAAGAUUUUUGGAAUCUGGCUACUACUUAUCAUCUCUCUCCAAGGAAACGAAGCUUCCUUCAGUCCCACUGUCACCUGUCUGGUCAUGAACCUGGAUUAUGUCAACUGUAGCUGGAGUGAAUGGGGGAGCCCAGAGGUGAACUCCACCUUCUUCCACAACAGGUUCAUCACACAAUAUGAGCAUAUGGAGGAAUGCUCCACAUAUCUCCAGGAGAAAGGUUAUACUGUGGGAUGUAGACUGGAGUAUGAAACCAGUGACAGGUUUAGGACUCUGAAAACCAGGCUGGUUUAUCAGAACAAGACAUUUGAGCAGAAACAUGACCUCAAAGAUAAGGUGAAGCUUUACCCUCCUACCAACCUCUCAUUGGUGAUGAGCGAAGGCCCACAGCUGAAUCUGUACUGGAACAAUAGCAGGAUACACCACUGCUUUGAGAGUGAAGUGCGCUACAGAAUAAACAACGAAAAGUGGCAGAGUAUUUCUCCAAGGCUGGAACAGACUUAUUCUUUGCCUUUCCCCUCAACGAAUAACAAGUAUGAGUUUCAAGUAAGGACACGAAUGCAUAAUUCUUGUGGCGAGUCCAAGUUCUGGAGUGAUUGGAGUCGGAUCAUUCUCUGCAAUUCCAUGAAGGGAAAUAACAGCACAGACAUUCCUGUCAGCUCAAUGACUUUGUGGAAGCCAUUGGUGUCAUUUGUGGGUACCUUGCUACUGUUAAUGUUGGCCUGCAUGCUGAUCUAUGGGGAAAGAGAACGGCUGAGAUUUAUCUUCAUUCCCAUUGUGCCUAAUCCAGGCAAGAAUCUGAAGGACCUUCUUGACAGUGACAAUAAAGAGACAUGGCUUCAUGUCUCCAAAGAUGUUUGCUUCCAGCCCAACUUCACUGAGCGUGCCUGUUCUGUUCGUGAGUACACUCAGGUUCCUCAAGAUGGCAGCAUCAGCGAGUCUGAGAGCAACCUCUCCAUCUCAACUGACCAAUCAGAUUGCUUGUCCACAUGCUCCUCCUCAGUUUCCACUCUUCCUGCCACAAGUGAAAAUGAAAAGCCUGGCAUAGAAUGAGACCAUUUCAAUUACAUUUUAUUGUCUAGAAGUUAUCAAACCCUGACUCCGAUGUAUCAAAAUGAAGUUCAGCUGUGUAGCAGUGGGAAAAUGUUUAACUUGUUUAAAGGUAAAAUUGCUCAAUAAAAAAAUGCUUUUCUCAAAAACAUUUGAGAAACAUGCAUUUAGUAUUUUGUGCAUCCUCUCCUUGCCAAAAUAACAUCACUGAGUCUUCUCAUAGUGCUUGAUUAGGUGGGAAAACAUAAGUGACAUUAAUUCCUUUAAUCUUCUAUAUACUGUAGAUAACAAUGUAGUAACAAUGUAGUGUAGCUAUGAAGACUUGGUGUCCCCCAAGGUUCAAACAAUUUCUGCAAUUUUCCAACUGUGAUCAGUUGAGAAUGAUUUUACCUCACAUCCUUUUCUACCACUCAUACUUGCAUACUACUGUAUAUAUGCCAAAUUAAUAGGCAAAAAGAUUAGUAUGUCCCAAACCACAUUAUGGUGAAAAUAGUAUGCCAAAAGCACCUGGAUGGUCUACUAUUUCUGGUGGAUUUUGGAAGUAUGCAUCUGCAUACUUUUUAGGGUAUCCUAAAAUAGAAAACAACCUCUUGCUUAGUAAAAGAGAAGGGGUUUCCACAAUUCUCAAAUCUUUUCACUUAUUGAAAAACUCAGUUAUCAUCACCUAUAUUGAUAGUUAUUGUAUUAAUGUAAUUUACGUAUGAAGGAAAAAAUUAUCGUUAUAGUGCCAUGACAUGGCAGUGUGAAGUUCGUCUUCAGUCUCGCUAUAUGGGCUCAAUUAUUAUGACUAUUCCAAGUAGUAAGAUACCAGUAUUAUUGUUACAGAGCGGGCUUCCGCUCCACCUCCUCUUCGCCACUGUAGGACACUUUCACCAGAAUAUUAACUCAUCAUCCCAUCAUGCCGCUCACCUGGGACUGAUUGCACACACACCUGCAACUCAUCCACACUCAUCUAUAUAAACCCCGUUCCCUCUCAAGUCCAUUGCGAAGUAUUGCAUUGCCCCAGCGUACAAUUUCUGAGCAUUUUUCACUGUGUUUGCGGAACUGUUACCGACCUUGGAUUGUUUAUACCGACCUCUGAUUUUUCUGCUGCCUGUCUCGACCCGGAUUGUUCAUUGGACUGUGAUUCCUGCCGCCUGUUUCGACCCUUGCCUGUGAUCUACUUCUGCUCUGUGAUUUUCUCCGUUGUUCUGUCUGCCCCUGAUUUACCCUGCCUGUUGACUAUUCUAAAUAAAAGCUGCAAAUGGA
Messenger RNA from Esox lucius (northern pike), 2411 nucleotides. RefSeq names its product cytokine receptor common subunit gamma. Gene Ontology annotation, molecular function: cytokine receptor activity; protein binding. Gene Ontology annotation, cellular component: external side of plasma membrane. NCBI's taxonomy places the organism in Eukaryota, Metazoa, Chordata, Actinopteri, Esociformes, Esocidae. Gene Ontology annotation, biological process: cytokine-mediated signaling pathway. The transcript has 8 exons. The coding region runs from base 102 to 1166 and encodes 354 amino acids. The record is from RefSeq and is a predicted model, not a curated record.